Messenger RNA from Nothoprocta perdicaria, 2255 nucleotides. It is a transcript of the gene BTBD10, whose product is annotated as BTB domain containing 10. The transcript is spliced from 8 exons. The coding region runs from base 172 to 1620 and encodes 482 amino acids. Gene Ontology annotation, molecular function: protein binding. Gene Ontology annotation, cellular component: cytoplasm. Gene Ontology annotation, biological process: positive regulation of phosphorylation. NCBI's taxonomy places the organism in Eukaryota, Metazoa, Chordata, Aves, Tinamiformes, Tinamidae. The record is from RefSeq and is a predicted model, not a curated record.
AGGAAUUGAAUUAAUACCUAGCGGGGCUUGCGUCUUUGAACACUUAAUGGACGGCGGAGCUGCGAUCCUCUUAUCCUUGAGGGGGAAGAUAGAGGAGGAAGUAAGGCUGGCUGACGGUGCAGUGAGCUACUAACGAGAUGAUGGAAAUAUCAAAUAUGCUGAACUUAAGUAAUGCCAAAGGAUGCUGAUCUGGCUUCCAAAGCUGCCUUUUUGCAAGGAACAGAAUUCCCUUGUGCUCUGAUUUCAAAAAUAUUUGCUUGCUUUUGUCUUUCUUCCCCACCAGAUUCCAGAGGAAGUACCUCAUCUCGUAUUGCUAAAGGACUAGACUGUACAAAAAUGAGCCUUCAUGGUGCUAGUGGUGGACACGAGAGAUCAAGGGACAGACGCAGAUCAAGUGACAGAUCUCGUGACUCGUCCCACGAAAGAGCAGAAUCUCAGCUCACUCCGUGCAUCAGGAACGUUACUUCGCCAACAAGACAGUAUCACUCUGAUCGAGAGAAGGAUCACAGUUCAUCUCGCCCAAGCAGCCCUCGUCCUCAGAAGACUUCCCCGAAUGGUUCCACUGUGAGCAUGGGGAACAGCAGCAGAAACAGCAGCCAGUCGAGCUCAGAUGGGAGCUGCAAGGCUGGUGGGGAAAUGGUAUUUGUGUAUGAAAAUGGCAAAGAGGGAGCUCGGAACAUAAGAACAUCCGAACGAGUAACGCUCAUAGUGGACAACACUCGGUUUGUUGUAGAUCCUUCUAUCUUCACAGCACAGCCUAACACAAUGUUGGGCAGGAUGUUUGGAUCAGGCAGAGAACACAACUUUACACGUCCUAAUGAAAAAGGAGAGUAUGAAGUUGCUGAAGGAAUUGGGUCCACUGUGUUUCGUGCCAUUCUGGAUUACUACAAGACUGGAGUGAUACGCUGCCCUGAUGGGAUAUCUAUUCCCGAGCUGAGAGAAGCGUGUGACUAUCUCUGUAUCUCCUUUGAAUACAGUACUAUUAAAUGCAGAGACCUCAGUGCUCUCAUGCAUGAAUUGUCAAAUGAUGGUGCUCGCAAACAGUUUGAGUUCUACCUGGAAGAAAUGAUUCUCCCAUUAAUGGUAGCCAGUGCUCAGAGUGGUGAACGGGAGUGCCAUAUUGUUGUGCUGACAGAUGACGACGUGGUGGACUGGGAUGAGGAAUAUCCCCCGCAAAUGGGAGAGGAGUAUUCCCAAAUUAUUUACAGCACAAAGUUGUAUAGAUUCUUCAAAUACAUUGAGAAUAGAGAUGUGGCCAAAUCGGUUCUGAAGGAAAGGGGGCUCAAGAAGAUCCGAUUGGGCAUUGAAGGUUACCCUACGUACAAAGAGAAAGUGAAGAAGCGCCCAGGUGGAAGGCCAGAGGUGAUUUACAACUAUGUCCAAAGACCAUUUAUUCGGAUGUCUUGGGAGAAGGAGGAAGGAAAGAGUCGGCAUGUUGACUUUCAGUGUGUGAAAAGCAAAUCUAUUACAAAUCUGGCAGCAGCAGCAGCAGAUAUACCCCAGGACCAGCUUGUGGUAAUGCAUCCUACCCCCCAAGUAGAUGAGUUGGAUAUUCUGCCUAUUCAUCCUCCACCUAGUAACAGUGAGAUGGAUACUGAGGGACAGAACCCAGCACUCUGAUGUAGCCUUGUAUUAAAACUAAAGCAUGCUACUUAAAAUGACUCUGUACUCGACUCAUACUACACUGCAAGUCCAGUCUUCUCCAUUGUGUAACAGUGUUUAGGAUAUUGCAGUAUGGACCUUUUAAAGACCAAAGGGAGUAUCUGAUUGUUUUCUAAGAGUACAGAGAGGAGCAUCCUGCGGUUACAGUUACAUACAUGUAUUUGUUUACCAGUAGGUUUGUGACAUUGGGUAUUUGUAUGCUGGACUGUCCUCACUCUAAGCCCAUCAGAAGCGCGGGGGGGGGUUGGUGGCUAGUGUGCAUUCGAUGUCGUUACACGUGGGCUACAAAGCAGAAUUGGAACUGAUAGUAGCACUUUAUAAAUGGUUGAUAAAUGGAAGUUCAAGCCAUUUUUUAUAAUGUAUUGCACAAUACUAACAAAGUGCUUCUAUCAAAAGUGUUAACUGUAAAUAGUUUUGCUCUGACUAGAUCAACCCUUUUAAAGUUACUGUAUAUGGUUGAGCACAAAAAUACUAUUCCUGGGUUUUUGGAUUGAGGACAUGAUUCAAUGACCCAUUUAACAUCUUGUUAAACUCCAAGUUCUUCGGUGAAUUUUUUCACUUGUUUGCAGAGUGAGCCAUGUUCAAAAGUUGUG